AUGGAGGUUGCAAUGGUAAGCGCAGAUAGCUCUGGGUGCAACAGCCAUAUGCCCUAUGGAUAUGCAGUCCAAGCUCGGGCUCGAGAGAGAGAGAGACUGGCACAAUCAAGAGCAGCAGCAGCUGCGGCUGUAGCAGCAGCAACAGCAGCAGUAGAAGGGGGGGCAACAGGUGGAGGUGGACCAUAUCACCAUUACCACCAGGAACAGAGUCGAGGUGCUUCCUCCUCUUAUGGUGGGAAUGCAUCACGCAGCAGCCUGCCCCACCACCAGAGUGGUAAGAGACGGAAGAAAGGGAAAAAGAGGAGCCACCAUUUGGGAAGUAGGGAAUGUGGAGCCUCCUUCCCAUGUUCAGAACUACUGCCUCUCAGUGGUUCUGAAGAGAGAAUACUGAAGGACUUGAGUGAGGAGGAAGAGGAGGAUGAAGAUGAGGAUGAAGAUGAUGAGGAAGAAGGAAAGCUCUACUGCACUGAUGACUAUGGGCAUGAUGAGUUUUCAUUCUCAGACCAGCCACCUGAUGAUGGUGGUGGAGGCCCUGGGGGUUACAGCUCUGUUCGCUACAGUGAAUAUGAGUGUUGUGAACGUGUGGUAAUCAACGUGUCAGGACUGCGGUUUGAGACCCAACUGAAGACACUAGCUCAGUUCCCAGAGACGUUGUUGGGUGAUCCAGCGAAGCGAGGCAGAUACUUUGACCCUCUCAGGAAUGAAUACUUCUUUGAUAGAAACCGGCCCAGCUUUGAUGCCAUCCUAUACUACUACCAGAGUGGCGGCCGACUGAAGAGGCCAGUCAAUGUGCCCUUUGACAUCUUCACUGAGGAGGUGAAGUUCUACCAACUUGGGGAGGAGGCCAUGCUCAAAUUUAGGGAGGAUGAAGGGUUUGUCAAAGAGGAAGAAGACAAAGCUUUGCCGGAGAAUGAGUUUAAGAGGCAGGUCUGGCUGCUGUUUGAGUACCCGGAGAGCUCCAGUCCCGCCAGAGGCAUUGCCAUUGUCUCAGUCUUGGUCAUCUUGAUCUCCAUCGUCAUCUUUUGUCUGGAGACUUUGCCAGAGUUUAGAGAUGACAAAGAAUUCAUAAUGUCCCUGAGCUUAGGGAAGGGGCCUUCCAAUGAGUCACUUCACCUGGAUGCUGGGGAGCACACCAUCUUCAAUGACCCCUUUUUCAUUGUAGAGACAGUGUGCAUCAUUUGGUUCUCCUUUGAGUUUACAGUGCGUUGCUUUGCAUGUCCGAGCAAAGCACACUUCUUCAAGAACAUCAUGAACAUCAUAGACAUUGUGUCCAUCUUGCCUUACUUCAUCACUCUGGGCACUGACCUGGCCCAGGAGCAGGGCAGUAAUGGUCAACAGGCCAUGUCUUUUGCCAUCCUGAGGAUCAUCCGUCUGGUCAGGGUGUUUCGCAUCUUCAAGCUCUCCAGACACUCCAAGGGUUUGCAGAUCCUGGGUCAUACCCUCAGGGCCAGCAUGAGGGAACUCGGCCUCCUCAUUUUUUUUCUCUUUAUUGGAGUCAUUUUGUUUUCCAGUGCUGUUUACUUCGCAGAAGCUGAUGAGCCUGCCACCCAUUUUCAGAGCAUCCCAGAUGCCUUUUGGUGGGCUGUAGUGACCAUGACUACAGUUGGUUAUGGGGACAUGAAACCUAUAACUGUGGGUGGGAAAAUAGUUGGGUCCCUGUGUGCCAUUGCAGGAGUGUUAACCAUUGCUUUACCAGUGCCAGUGAUUGUCUCCAAUUUUAACUAUUUCUAUCACAGAGAGACUGAGAAUGAAGAACAAACACAGCUGAUGCAAAAUGCAGUCAGUUGCCCAUACCUCCCAACAAAUAUACUGAAGAAAUUUAGAAGUUCAUCGUCUUCAUCCACAGAAGAUAAAUCAGAAUAUUUAGAGAUGGAAGAAGGAGUUAAAAAAUCUCUUUGUGUAAAGGAAAAAAAAAGUCAGGACACAGGGGAUGGAAGUGAGUCAGAGAAAAAAAACUGUGUAAAUUCGAAUUCUGUGGAAACUGAUGUGUAA
Messenger RNA from Rhea pennata, 1992 nucleotides. It is a transcript of the gene KCNA4, whose product is annotated as potassium voltage-gated channel subfamily A member 4. The transcript has a single exon. NCBI's taxonomy places the organism in Eukaryota, Metazoa, Chordata, Aves, Rheiformes, Rheidae. Gene Ontology annotation, cellular component: voltage-gated potassium channel complex; membrane; dendritic spine. Gene Ontology annotation, biological process: protein homooligomerization; potassium ion transmembrane transport. Gene Ontology annotation, molecular function: protein binding; delayed rectifier potassium channel activity; potassium ion binding. Bases 1 to 1992 code for a protein of 663 amino acids. The record is from RefSeq and is a predicted model, not a curated record.